UCACCAAGCGUUGUUUUGUUAUCAGAUCUGUUAUUGUCAAGCAGCAUGUUGGAAAGCGGUGAACAUUACUUUGAGGGGGUUGAGAAACUACUUGAAAUCUGGUUUGAGGAAAGCUCCAAUAGUGAGAAUGAUCUGCGUAACAUUACCAGAUCUGAUUGGGAAAACGUGCUUAGCAAUGUCAACUGUGAAAUUAUAAGCACAUCCAAAAACGAUACUAUAGAUGCUUUUGUAUUGAGCGAGAGCAGUAUGUUCGUUUCCAAGCGUCGAUGGAUUCUUAAAACUUGUGGAACAACUACUCCUCUUAAAUGCUUAGGCCUUUUGUUAAAACUAGCAGAGGCCAACGGAUUCGAUGUAGUCGCAGAUUUGUUCUACUCGCGUAAGAAUUUUACAAGACCAGAAGCACAGAUAGCUCCUCAUCAAGGCUUUACGGAAGAAGUUACUUAUCUUGACUCAAUUUUUCCGAAUGGAAGAUCCUAUUGUCUGGGCUCUAUGAAUCUGGAGUGUUGGUACCUCUAUACCUUUAGUCGUUCUGAUAUUAAAAUUUCUCCUCAACACAUAACGAAUGAGAAAGAAGUUGACUCUGAACCAGAUCAAACUAUUGAAAUUCUUAUGCAAGAUCUUGAUCCGGAUACCAUGUCGAUCUUUUACAAAAACAAAUUUGAUAAUGCCCAUGGGGCUACUGUGAAAUCCGGAAUCGAUACAAUAUUGCCAAGUAUGCACAUUGAUGAUUUUUUGUUUGAUCCUUGCGGAUAUUCUAUGAACGGAAUUAAUGACAAGGGAGAAUACAUGACCAUUCACAUUACUCCGGAAAAUAAGUUUUCGUAUGUUAGCUUUGAAACUAAUGUUGCGCUGACUAACUACAGGAAACUUAUUAAUCAAGUUAUCAAUACCUUUAAGCCUGGCAAAUUUAUUGUGACAAUUUUUGCUAAUAAGUGCUCUUUGGCUUAUGAAACCAUGAAGGAGCUGGAAGUGGAAUACUCCAAAGGAUCGCACUGGAAACGAACGGACAUGCAAUGUUGCAAUUUUCCAUCGUACAACCUUCUGUUUGCACAAUAUUCUUAUAAUGAACAAAAUGUUGAUAAUUUAUGAAGUUUGCUCUCCAAUGGUAAAUACGGUUGUUUUACGUGUGUCUAACCAAAUUUAUUGUUCAUUUGUUAAAAAUUAAUCAGAACAAAACGUCGAAUAAACUUUAGCACUAAAAAAAUACUAGAUUCAA
Messenger RNA from Drosophila subpulchrella, 1216 nucleotides. It is a transcript of the gene SamDC, whose product is annotated as S-adenosylmethionine decarboxylase proenzyme. Gene Ontology annotation, biological process: spermidine biosynthetic process; spermine biosynthetic process. The transcript has 7 exons. Gene Ontology annotation, cellular component: cytosol. The coding region runs from base 46 to 1089 and encodes 347 amino acids. The record is from RefSeq and is a predicted model, not a curated record. Gene Ontology annotation, molecular function: adenosylmethionine decarboxylase activity. Lineage: Eukaryota; Metazoa; Arthropoda; Insecta; Diptera; Drosophilidae.